UAUAUAUUUAUUUUAUUUGUAUGAAGGUAUUUUUUUUAUUCAUUUAAAUAUAUUCUAUUAGUAAGAGUUCCUCACUCCAGCUCAGUGGGUGGCGGUAAUGCACCUAAACGCUGCUUUGCCAAGAAACAAAAGAAGAAGAAGAAGAAGAAGAAGCAGCAGCUUUCACAGCUGUAGGGUCGAGUCUUCUGAGGAGAGUGACUCAGCAUCAGUGUGGAAAGGUCUGAAAGAGAUCACCAAUUACAAGACACCAUCCCCCAGCACUGUGGAGAAUAAACAACUGGCAGACGAUCUGAAUGAGUUCUACUGCAGGUUUGAAAAAACACCCCACACCCCUGAACACCUCUCCACACAACCAUUAACACCUCCAGCAACCCCCCUCUCCCCCACACCUGCACUUCAGAUCAGUGAAGACGAUGUGCUCCAGGUCUUCUGGAAGCAGAAAAGGAAAAAAGCACCAGGCCCAGAUUGUGUUACACCAGUCUGUCUGAAAUCAUGUGCUGACCAGCUGGCCCCCAUCUUCACACAGAUCUUCAACAGAUCACUGGAGCUGUGCGAAGUCCCCUCAUGCUUUAAACGCUCCACCAUCAUUCCCAUCCCAAAGAAACCCAAAAUUACAGGACUAAAUGACUACAGGCCUGUGGCUCCAACGUCUGUGGUCAUGAAGUAUUUUGAAAAACUUGUGCUGGCUCACCUGAAGGACAUUACUGGACCCUUACUGGAUCCUCUUCACUUUGCCUACAGAGCAAACAUGGGACUGCAUUAUGUUCUGCAACACCUAGACAGACCAGGGACUUAUAUAGAAAUUCAUCUUCAGUGAAGCUCCUCCCACAAACCCUGCAGAAUGAAACGCACUGAAGAUACUGAAGAACAAACAGAGUUUAUUGAAGAAAAUCAGAAUGAAGAUUUGAGUGAAGUUGAGGAGAAAAAUCAUGUAAAACGUUUGAGUUAUUCUCAAACCAAACAGAAAAAUUUAAAGAAAAAGAAAAAAACAGCCAAGAAAUCUUUCAGGUGCACUCAGUGUGGAAAGAGUUUGACAUGCAAAUAUAAUCUUGAUGUUCACAUGAGAGUUCAUACUGGAGAGAAACCUUACAAGUGUUCACACUGCGACAAGAGAUUCAGUCACUCAGGACAUCUGAAAACACAUGAGAGGAUCCACACUGGAGAGAAACUGUACAAGUGUUCACACUGUGACAAGAGAUUCAGUCGGUCAGGAAUCCUGAAAACACACGAGCGGAUCCACACUGGGGAGAAACCGUAUAAGUGUUCACACUGUGACAAGAGAUUCAAACAGUCAGCAGCCCAGAAAACACAUGAGAGGAUUCACACUGGAGAGAAACCGUACACAUGUGAUCAGUGUGGGCAGAGUUUCACACUAAAAGGAAACCUUACAGAGCAUAUGAGAGUUCAUACUGGAGAGAAACCAUUCACUUGUGAUCAGUGCGGGAAGAGUUUCACACACUCAGCACACCUUAAGGAUCACAUGAACAUCCACACUGAAGAGAAGCUGUACACAUGUGAUCAAUGCGGAAAAUUUUUGAGAGCUUCAAUCCUGAAGCAGCACCUGAAAGUUCAUACAAAGGAAAAGCCACAUUCAUGUUAUUUGUGUGGAAAAAGUUUUUCACAUCUACAAAGUUUGAAAAUACAUCAAAAAAUACACACUGGUGUGAGAGAGUACAUGUGCUUUGAGUGUGAGAAGACUUUUACUACAGUGAGCCGUUUAAAACUGCAUGAGAGGAUUCACACUGGAGAGAAACCUUACAAGUGUUCACACUGUGACAAGAGAUUCAUUCAGUCGGCACAUCUGAAAGCACAUGAGAGGAUCCACACUGGAGAGAAACCUUAUAAGUGUAUACGCUGUGACAAGAGAUUCAGUCGGUCAGCACAUCUGAAAUCACAUGAGAGGGUUCACACUGGAGAGAAACCUUAUCACUGCACUGCAUGUGGGAAGUGUUUCAAUCAUUCAUAUUCUCUACACACACACAUAAAAAACAAUCACAGUAAGUAGAUCAUCUUCAGAUCCAGCACUUUCAGGUCAGAAUCGCGUCAUCACCAAAUGUGAGACAAUAAUGCACCAAGCAAUAAAAUAUAAUCUGGAUAAAUCUGUCAUAACAAGUGACAUGACAAAGAAACAUUAUCUAAAGUUUUUACAGUGAAUAAAGUUCAUCUUUAAAACCAGCAGAUUCAACUGUGAGAUUCAGAUCAACUCAAAGAUGGAGUUUGUCCCCAAAUGUUUAAUUUUUGUAUGUCAUUUUGCUUCAUGAUAUACAGGUGCAUGCAUCUCAAUAAAUUAGAAUGUCGUAAAAAAGUUAGUUAUUUCAAAAAGUGAAACUUUCAUAUAUUUUAGAUUCAUUGCAUGUAAAGUAAAACAUUUCAAAAGUUUUUUUUUGAAUUUUGAUGAUUAGAGCUUACAGCUCAUGAAAGUCAAAAAUCAGUAUCUCAAAAUAUUAGAAUAUUUACAUUUGAGUUUCAAUUAAUGACCAUCCCUACAGUAUAAAUUCCGGGUAUCUCUUGUUCUUUGAAACCACAAUAAUGGAGAAGACUGAUGACUUGGCAAUGAUCCAGAAGACGAACAUUGACGCCCUCCACAAAGAGGGUAAGUCACAGAGGGUCAUUACUGAAAGGUGUGGCUGUUUACAGAGUGCUGUAUCAAAGCAUAUUAAAUGCAAAGUUAACUGGAAGGAAGAAUUUGGGUAGGAAAAGGUGUACAAGCAACAGUGAUGACCACAAGCUUGAGAAUACAGUCAAGCAAAGCUGAUUCAAACACUUGGGAGAGCUUCACAAGGAGUGGACUGAAGCUGGAGUCAGUGCAUCAAGAGUCACCACGCUCAGACGUCUUCAGGAAAAGGGCUACCAAGCCACUUCUGAACCAGAGACAACGUCAGAAGUGUCUUACCUGGGCUGUGGAGAAAAAGAACUGGACUGUUGCUCAGUGGUCCAAAGUAGUGUUGUCACGGUACCAAAAUUUCAGUAUUCGGUACCGAUACCAGUCAAAAUCCACGGUUCUCGGUACCAAUUUCGGUACCACAUGCUAAUUUUAAAAAACACACUAUUUUUAAUAAAGUCAAACAAAAAUAAAAAUGUACAAAAAUCAAUGCCAUUCUUUAUACUUUAUUUAAAUUGUGUUUCAAGUUUUUCCGCAAGUAAUAAAAGUAUGAAAAACAGUAAACAAGUUUCACCCAAAUUUAAUUUGUCUUUUAAUUAAUUAAAUUUAAACACAUUGUAUUGUUUUGGUAAA
Molecule: messenger RNA, 3235 nt
Organism: Onychostoma macrolepis
Lineage: Eukaryota; Metazoa; Chordata; Actinopteri; Cypriniformes; Cyprinidae
Product: zinc finger protein 501-like
Exons: 4
Coding region: 842-2005 (387 amino acids)
Biological process (GO): regulation of DNA-templated transcription
Molecular function (GO): DNA-binding transcription factor activity, RNA polymerase II-specific; RNA polymerase II cis-regulatory region sequence-specific DNA binding
Source: RefSeq, a predicted model, not a curated record